UUAUUUUUGUUUCCAUCAUAAAACAAAAUUAUAUUCUUGCGUUACUCUUCUGAUACACGAAAUUGGGGAAGAGGGAUCGUCGAACCAAAACGACGACGCAUUGAAGCUCGCUCGGUGGUGCUUCAAUGGAGAAUCGCGACGUAUCAGCGUACUACCAGAACAGAAUGGCGCACUUCGGCGUCGUCAGCGACGAGUGGCUCGCUCAGGCCGAGUCCGCCAUCGUCCCCUCCAACACCCCCGCCGCCCCCUCCCACACCGCCGCUGAUUCCAAUUUCUCCGUGAUCGACGAGUUCAACAAGUGGCGGAGAAACCCCGAUUUGGCUGAGGCCGUCGCCGCCAUUCGCGCCCUCGCCGCUGUCAUCAGCUCCAGCAAGGCCUCCACCAUAGUGCACCUCGCAAACGAGCUCAAGAACGCCUCCGAUUCCCUCAAAUCAUCGGAUACGACCUCGAUCUCGUUGACAGCAGCAUGUGAUUUGUUUAUGAGAUAUGUGACAAGGACUUCUGCUUUGGAAUAUGAAAACUUCAAUUCGGCAAAAUCGCGUUUGAUUGAGCGCGCUGAAAAGUUUGGGGAAAUCUCCCUCAAGGCUCGCAAGAUUAUUGCAAUGCUGGGCCAAGAUUUUAUAUUUGAUGGUUGUACGAUCUUGGUUCAUGGUUUCUCUAGAGUUGUCUUUGAACUUCUCAAACUGGCUGCGCAGAAUAAGAAGCUGUUCCGGGUCCUCUGCACUGAGGGGAGACCAGACCGGACAGGUUUAAGGUUGUCCAGUGAGCUGGCCAAGCUUGAUGUUCCUGUGAAACUGGUAAUAGACUCUGCAGUGGCAUAUACAAUGGAUGAGGUGGACAUGGUAUUAUUUGGGGCAGAUGGAGUUGUUGAAAGUGGUGGUAUAAUCAACAUGAUGGGGACUUACCAGAUUGCUUUGGUUGCAAAGUGUUUGGAUAAGCCAGUUUAUGUGGCUGCUGAGAGUUACAAGUUUGCUCGGCUUUACCCUCUCGAUCAAAAGGAUUUGGAACCUGCGUUACGCCCAGUUGAUUUUGGCGUUCCUAUUCCGUCCAAGGUUGAGGUUGAAUGCUCUGCCCGGGAUUAUACUCCUCCUCAAUAUCUGACUCUGCUUUUCACAGAUUUAGGUGUUCUUACUCCAUCUGUUGUUAGUGAUGAGCUCAUCCAGCUAUACUUGUAGUCACCUGUGUAACAAUUUUGCUCUGAUUCUUGUAAAAGGUUGGCCUGAGUUCAAGGUUGUGUAUCUUAGGAAACAAUUUUGUAAUAAGUAUGUGCAUUAGCAACCUGUGAUUGUGGAUAGUUCUUGUUGUACUUGUUGAGCUUAAGUCUCUAAAGGCUUGUUUGCAAAAAUGUUUCAUAUUUUCAUUUGUCA
Lotus japonicus is the source of this 1367-nucleotide messenger RNA. RefSeq lists its product as uncharacterized. Gene Ontology annotation, biological process: translational initiation. Gene Ontology annotation, cellular component: eukaryotic translation initiation factor 2B complex. The coding region runs from base 126 to 1175 and encodes 349 amino acids. The transcript is spliced from 5 exons. NCBI's taxonomy places the organism in Eukaryota, Viridiplantae, Streptophyta, Magnoliopsida, Fabales, Fabaceae. The record is from RefSeq and is a predicted model, not a curated record. Gene Ontology annotation, molecular function: guanyl-nucleotide exchange factor activity; translation initiation factor activity.